UUGGAGCAAGACCGAACAAGCAUUUCUGACAAAAACUCUCUCCUUUUCAAUUCGACUCGAUUCGUUAACAAUGAUGGAUUUGGACCCAGAUGAUAUCUUCAGAGACGAAGACGAUGACCUCGGCAAUGAAUUCUACGAGAAAGAAGCAACCAAAGAACUUGCUGUAUACCUGGUUGAUGCUUCCCCAAAAAUGUUCUCCUCUACUUCUCCAAACGAGGAUGGCAAGGAUGAGACUCAUUUCGAUGUGGCUCUCAGUUGCAUCUCACAGUCACUGAAGACUCAAAUUAUCAAUAGGUCGUAUGAUGAAGUUGCUAUAUGCUUCUUUAAUACGAGGGAAAAGAAGAAUUUACAAGACUUGAAUGGCGUCUAUUUGUUUAAUGUUGCUGAUCGAGAUUAUUUAGACAGGCCAACAGCUAGACUAAUAAAAGAGUUUGAUCUUAUAGAGGAGUCAUUUACGAAAGAAAUUGGAAGUAAAUAUGGUAUUGUCUCCGGGUCUCGAGAAAAUUCUCUUUACAAUGCACUCUGGGUAGCGCAGGCACUGCUGCGGAAAGGGUCUGUAAAGACUGCUUGUAAGCGAAUGCUUCUAUUUACUAAUGAAGAUGAUCCUUUUGGGAGUUUCAAGGGUGCUUCGAAGAUAGAUAUGAUAAGAACAACAUUGCAGCGGGCGAAAGAUGCACGAGAUCUUGGCAUCUCAAUUGAACUUCUGCCAUUGGGUCGGCCCGAGGAAGAAUUCAACGUUUCUCUGUUCUAUGCUGAUUUAAUUGGACUGGAAGGUGAUGAGCUUGCUCAAUUUAUUCCCUCAGCAGGAGAAAAAUUGGAGGAUAUGAAAGAUCAGCUUAGAAAGCGCAUGUUCAAAAAGCGCAUAGUUAGAAAAAUCAAUUUUUUGAUUGCCAAUGGACUAUCGAUUGAACUGAACACAUAUGCCUUGAUUCGUCCCACUGUUCCUGGAGCAAUUACAUGGCUGGAUUCUGUCACUAACCGCGCUUUAAAGGCUGAAAGAUCUUUCUUCUGUGCGGAUACUGGUGCAUUGCUGCAGGAGUCUACCAAACGCAUUCAGAUUUACAAAAAUGAAACUAUCAAGCUUUCAGUGGAUGAACUAUCGGAAAUAAAAAGAAUUUCGACUGGAAAUCUUCGUUUGCUUGGAUUCAAGCCAUUAAGUUGCUUGAAGGAUUAUCACAACUUACGGCCAUCAACAUUUCUUUUUCCAAGUGAUGAGGAUAUAAUUGGUAGCACACGCCUUUUUAUUGCAGUGCAUAGGUCCAUGUUGCGGCUUAAACGGUUUGGAGUUGCAUUUUAUGGCAGUUCAUCUCGUCCACAACUGGUUGCCCUUGUAGCACAAGAGGAAAUAAUCAUAGCCGGUGGUCAGGUUGAGCCACCGGGAAUGCACAUGAUAUACCUUCCAUAUUCUGAUGAUAUCAGAGACAUUGAAGAGCUUCAUUCAGAUUCAAAUGGCACAGCGCCUUGUGCAACUGAUGAGCAAAUAAAAAAUGCUGCUGCUUUAAUGAAACGAAUUGACUUGAAAGAUUUUUCCGUGUGCCAAUUUGCAAACCCUGCCUUGCAGAGACACUAUGCAGUGUUACAGGCUCUGGCUCUGGAGGAAGAUGAGAUUCCUGAUAUCAACGAUGAAACCGUGCCUGACGAGGAAGGCAUGUCUAGACCGGGAGUUGUUAAAUCCUUGGAAGAAUUUAAGCUUUCUGUCUAUGGAGAGAAUUACCAGGAGGAAAAUGGCCCCGGAAAGGCAGUUGAUGCCUCCAAAAAGAGAAAGGCAGCUGCGGAACUUGCAGCUAAAGAGAGUGCAAUCCACGACUGGGGUGAACUUGCAGACAAUGGAAAGUUGAAGGAUUUGACAGUAGCACAGUUAAAGUGCUACUUAACGGCACACAACCUUCCUGUUGCCGGUAAGAAGGAAGCUUUGAUCAGUAGGAUAUUAACUCACAUGGGGAAAUGAGUGAGUUCGGGUUUUGCAUUUUCCGUCUAAAACGUCUAAAUCGAUAUAUAGAACACAGCAAUUUGGUGGUCCAGUGAUGCAAGCUUUUGGGGUUAGUCAAAGACUCAAACAUGAAAAUGAAGUCGCAGUUUUCUAGUUAUGAAUGAAGUAUGAACUUAAAGUGGUUUGCAUUUGUAAGAAUGUUAAAGAGUUCGC
Molecule: messenger RNA, 2143 nt
Organism: Morus notabilis
Lineage: Eukaryota; Viridiplantae; Streptophyta; Magnoliopsida; Rosales; Moraceae
Product: ATP-dependent DNA helicase 2 subunit KU70
Exons: 19
Coding region: 71-1948 (625 amino acids)
Biological process (GO): telomere maintenance; cellular response to X-ray; double-strand break repair via nonhomologous end joining
Cellular component (GO): Ku70:Ku80 complex; nucleus
Molecular function (GO): double-stranded DNA binding; damaged DNA binding; telomeric repeat DNA binding
Source: RefSeq, a predicted model, not a curated record